GACGAGCCACCGGCGAAUUCCCCGCUGUCGCUAUCUUUGUUACGCAACACGUAAUGACAUCACGAGGCCUGCCUUGGAAAGCGGAAGUGGAGUCACAAACAACACUCGGGAGCAGGAGAUUCGAGCUUCAUAAAACUCGCUCCAACACACCACUUGUACUUCGAGGACGUUUACCAGUGGCGCCGUUGUUCGCGUCUGAUCGUCAGAAUGUCGUUUUUGGCCAAGUUACUGGGCAGCUCCGGGAAGAGUGGCAAAUCGCCGACACCCCAAGAGGCGAUCCAGAAACUCCGAGAGACCGAGGAGAUGAUGAUCAAGAAGCAGGAGUUCCUGGAGAAAAAGAUCGACGAGGAGCUCGCCUUGGCCAAGAAACAUGGCACGAAAAACAAGAGAGCUGCCCUGCUGGCCUUGAAGCGGAAAAAGCGCUACAUGAAGCAGCUGGAUCAGAUCGAUGGGACGUUGUCCACGAUAGAGUUGCAGAGGGAGAUGCUGGAGAACGCCACGUCCAACACAGAGGUGCUGAAGAAUAUGAACUACGCGUCCAAGGCAAUCAAGGCUGCACACAAAGACAUGGACGUCGACAAGGUGCAUGACCUGCUAGAUGAAAUCGCGGAACAAAACGAAAUUGCGCAGGAAAUCACAGACGCCAUCUCCAUACCACGGGGCAUGGCCGACGACUUCGACGAGGACGAACUCCUCUCUGAGUUAGAGGAGCUGGAGCAGGAGGAGAUGGACAAGAAGCUUCUGGAAGUGGAAGGGACUGAGGACGUAUCGCUCCCCAGCGUGCCUCCUUCAUCACUACCAACUAUACCAACCAAGAAGAAGGAAGAGGAGGAUCUGGAUGGCAUGGAGGAACUCGCCUCCUGGGCAACCAGCUAAGAUAGCAGCGGCUAGCAGGUGUCCUUCUCCCGUCUGUCUCUGCUACAUCGUGACUGACCGGGACUCUGAGCUGCUGAGCUUGUUAAUGCUCUGACUCAAAGCCCGAAUAAUCCUACUCCGACGCGCAAGUCCGCACCACAAGCGCCUGCUUUAAUGAAUACAAAAAAAUGUGUUGCAUUCGUGCGCACUUUGCGCGUCGGACGUUUGGAUUAGUUGAAAGAUUCUAGCGGGGAAGGAUGGCGCAAUGACAUCACAUGACCAAUUUCUGCUUCUUGCAUUGUAACCUCUGAUGUGCGACGAUGGCGACCGAUCCUCUGCCUUCUUUUCUAAGUCUCGACAGCGAGAAAAGGAAAGCCUGCUGGUUCAGAACGUAUGAUUUCCUCACUGAAGUGCCACAGCUGACGCCGAACGUGUCCCAUGCGCCACUUCUCAUCCAUCUUGCACUUCUAAAAAUCCAAAACCUGUCAUCCAUCCCUGGCUCCGACCGUUUCUAUAGCAACACGAUCCUAAUUCAACCUGACAAGAGUUCAUUUGAAUUAAAUUUGUAACUGCAUCAUACCAGGACUAUUAUUUGGAGUCUUUCAAAGUUGUCUGUGUAGAACCUCGUCCCUAAAAAUAACUACUAGUUCGGGUCGGUUCUCUGCGCUUAGGCGUUUCAAACUAAUGCAAUCUCUGCUUCUGUGUUUUACGCCCUGCUGAAGUUGUUUUGCAAAAGCCUGUGCUGGAUUUAGAGUCAUCUUCCCUCCCAGCCAAAAAAGCUCCUCCAUCUUGGAUUCAAAAGUAGCACCUCCAAAGUUAAUGCGUUUAAGAGUUUCAUCAAGACUUAGUUGAGCUUCUUAUAUCAGUUUGUGAAACUAGUUUGAAUUUGAUCAUGUAGUGAAUGAGUUUAGGUUGUGGUCACAUGACUUCAUCGUUGGUUCCCCUCCGACCACUUCUGGCCUCAGCAGUGAGGGAAUCGUACCUUCUGGAGUUUGUGUGCGCGUGUGCAUGGUUUUUACUUUUAUCCGGACUUGGUGACGUUCUUUGUAGAAGAAAUCUCUGGAAUCACAUCUCAUAUCAACAGUUGAACAUGUGGGGACGGUGCCCACCACUUGGCUUCACUAACUCAAGACACAUUUAUGCAUGAAGGCAUCGCCACCCAACCAGAAGCAUGCAGGAAGUCAUUUUCUGAGGAGCUUCCUGCCUCAGCGUGUCCACCGCCGUCCUGGUGUACAGUAUAAAUAAAGUCUAUUUUCUUUCUCUUCCCGUUGACUUGAGUAUCUCCUGCGUUUUCUCUGUGGUUGAAAACGCUACUUCUGUAUAGAAUCCAUGUUCUUAUUGAUGGGUCAUUUAGGUUCUGAAUAAAGUUGGGAUUUAA
Molecule: messenger RNA, 2233 nt
Organism: Synchiropus splendidus (mandarinfish)
Lineage: Eukaryota; Metazoa; Chordata; Actinopteri; Syngnathiformes; Callionymidae
Product: charged multivesicular body protein 4b-like
Exons: 5
Coding region: 208-876 (222 amino acids)
Biological process (GO): vesicle budding from membrane; late endosome to vacuole transport via multivesicular body sorting pathway
Cellular component (GO): ESCRT III complex; multivesicular body; cytoplasmic side of plasma membrane
Source: RefSeq, a predicted model, not a curated record